Molecule: messenger RNA, 3040 nt
Organism: Octopus sinensis (East Asian common octopus)
Lineage: Eukaryota; Metazoa; Mollusca; Cephalopoda; Octopoda; Octopodidae
Exons: 7
Coding region: 442-1611 (389 amino acids)
Source: RefSeq, a predicted model, not a curated record
GGGAGAGGGAGAGUUGGAGAGAGAGAGAGAGAUACAUAUAGACACAUAUCCACGUUCACACAAACACAUGUAUAUGCACAUAUUUAUAGUUAAACCUGCAAACGCACAUGCUCUCUUCGUCUUCUUUCUCGCGCACAAACACACACACACCCACGUAUAACCACAUAAACACACACGUAUACACGUCCACUCUCACACACACACGCAAUCAUAAUAAACUAUCAACUGACUGACUGUUUUUCAUUUCAUGAGCGGCGAAGUAAACGAUGCCACAACACAUGUGAUGUAGAAACAGUAAUGAAAGAACACUGACUACAAUCACAGCAAGCUACAAGACACACUACAUAACAGAUAAGAGGCGACACGUAAGAUUGAACUCACCAAAACCGAAGUCCACGUCAGUUGAAAUUCUUUUUCUUAGAAAUUCUUUGAGGCUUCGAGAUGUCACAAGAAACAACUACGCCAAUAAACGAAUGGAGGCCGUGCAUCUUUCUUCAGGUGGAACCCGAUGAGUCAACAGUCCGCACGAUAUUCACGCAUGCACCUGCCGAGUUAAAUAUCAGCAAUUACUACAUAUCGUUGGCUCCGGAUGAUUCAAAAGGAGUGCAGCAAAACGAUACAACCAACAAAACUAGCUACAUCUUCACUGGAGUUAUACCUGCCAAAUAUCAUGUCAUGAUAAAACCUUUCGGCGACCGCAAGAGAACAUACACGAGUAUUAUCAACGUAAAUAAAACACACAACUCCAUGUUUCGUCUCCGAGGCAAAUACUGUAGUGACUCAAUGCCCAUGCCUUUCCAAGACAAAGAGAAAAAACAGUCAAACAACCUUCCAGUGAUACUAUCAGCCAUACUGUUUCUAGUAGUUUUCAGCAUCAUAUCAUGGUUUGUCGUAAAAUACCGGCGAAAUUGUAUUUACAGAAAAAAGACAAAGUUAGAUAAUGGUUCCCAACCAGAACUAAAAGAAAAGGACAAAAUAAAAGUAUAUGUCAUCAACACUUUUGACCACGAGCAGCACCAAAGGGCAUGUGAUUCUUUCAUGGUGUACCUACAUGAACACUGCUUCUGCGAAGUCUUAAACCUAAAUGAGAAUAAAAAAAUAACGACUGAUUUUGCAGAUAUCUUCAAAUCAGUUAAUUUUAUCAUUUUGAUCCAUUCUGAAGGUUAUUCUAAACAAGCAACUGCUUGGAAAGAGAAAAUAUUAUAUCCAGAACUAUGUAAAUCUAACCCAUCUAUUUUACUUCAGAUUAUGAACGACACAGUAACGAACUGUAUUGAUUGUGCCAUGAACUACACGAAUCCUAACUAUUUGGCACCAAAGAACAAGAGCAAACAGUUCUUCAUCAUUCCUGACAACAUGACAGAAUUGGUCUGUUAUAUUCACAAUAUUAAGCUGGACUCCACAGAUGAAGAAAACAUUCCUUUGAUUGAAGAGCACAUUUAUUCAUCUGAUGACGGUUUGGCAAUGACAAAUGCUAUCGACAGAGCCACAGAGUACGAGCUUCUUCAUGAUGACUGGUUUCUCAAACUACAUCCUCAUCCAUUCACCAUAUCAAAUUCACUAUUUUCCUCAGACAAUUUCCGUUACUCAGACACUUCACAAUAUUUCUAAAAUAUUGUUUUUGUCUUUUUUUUUCUGCUUGGCAUCAGUUCUUCUGUGCUGGCAUGGAAGGAUGGGAUAAUGCAAGAAUGGUGUAUGCAUUUCAUUUGUUUUAGAUUUUUUUAUAAGAUGACAAGAUGAGGCAGCACUCAUAACCAUUGGCGGUUACUAUAUUCGAUGCCCUACCUGAUCAUCUGUAGGUUAUUUCUGAAGGGAAAAAUGUUGUUGAGGAGGAGAGCAGGGUUUGGUCUGAUUUGGUCUGAUCUGUGUGAUUGUCAUAGGCAUCCAAGGAAGCAGCGUUAGUCCAUAAAAAAUCAUUUAUCAAUGACUACCAGAGUUUAGUUUCACACCGAAACUAGAGAAGUUGUUAUUCUGAAAGCAGAAGAACUUGAAUGGAGAUACGUAUGCUGGAACAACAGGGAUACAUGUAUUUUGGAACAAUGGAGACACACGUGUGUCAGAAUAAUACAGAUAAACAAUAGAGUAAGAAAUUUCAGAAACGACUCCUCAGCAUGUAGAAACAAUUGAUUGGCUAAGAGAUCAAAACUUUGAUCUUAUCUUUACAUCAUGUUAUUUUUAGAGAAGUAAUUUUUACUGCUAUCUCAGACCACUCAGCUGUAAUAUCUGAGUGAGUCCUUUGUGCCAGUCAAACACACUGAGAUGCGAACCGUUAUGCACCAAACACAAAGUAACAACGUGAUUGUUGUGAUGGUUCGAAUUCAAUAGUCCAAGAAUUUUGCUCUUUACAAUUGAUUAUCGAUAAAUCAAGAUUUACAAUAAGUGAUACAGCUGUGGUGUUCUGUUUAUUCUAUACACAUAGGGACCAGAUGUCUAAAUGGACGACAUAUUAGGUCAGUGGGCAUAAAAGUAAUAAGUUUAAUUCCAACUGUAGGAAAGAACAAGUAACAAACAGCCUUAGAAUGUUUCUUUGGAUCAACUGGUGCCUUAUCUUGGUAAAGCUUGUCUUUCAACUACUUCCUACCAUGAAAGCAAGCAGAAAGAAGCAGCAACAUUUCGAUCGUUAGACAAUACUAUUUUCUCACAUCACAAAUCUCUCUCUCUCUCUCUCUCUCUCUCUCUCUCUCUCUCUCUCUCUCUCUCUCUCUCUCUCUCUCUCUCUCUCUCUCUCUCUCUCUCUCUCUCUCUCUCUCUCUCUCUCUCUUUCUUCCUCUUCUCCACCUCUCUCACACACACACAUAUACGCACACCCAGUGCUAAACAGACUUAAUUACUUUCAACGUUAUAUAGUUACUUGAAAUAUCUAUGUGAUCAGUUCGCCAGGCAUUAUCCCAGCUGGGUGAACUGUGGUCAUUGCAGAAAUGCAAUGAAAUUCCAACACAUCACUUGAAACCACAGCCUAUGUCUUUCAACUAAUACAUCCAAAACUUUAUUUCUCCAUUGUUAUUUCACAUUAACAAAUGUAAAACUGUUGUGCAAUAUU